AUGUGGAGAGUGCAGGAGGCGUUCAAAGGUGCAGGCCAUGCAGCUCGCGCCUUUGCAGGGACGGGCGGCUUGGUGCCAAGCUCCCCAGCUGAGAAGCAGAUCGCACGCCGCAUCUUUGAGCCCUUCGUCGCGACAUCACCGCCUGCACCAGUGGCUCGAACGACGGAUGCGGCAGCGGAGACGAAGAAAUCCUUUUGGCACCUCAUGGGACGAGCUGAGGCGCGGCAGACCUAUCAGCCGGACGGCCCCGAAGGAGGUGAGGAGGACCUAUUCGGUUCGAAGCAGCUUACCAAGGCCUGGAGCUUCGCGGCCACCCUGGGCCCAUCGCUCACCACUGAGGCAUGGGCGAAGCUGCUUCAGGAGACCUUCCGCUUAAUCCGAGAAGAGCGGCUCGAUGACGUUUCCUUGGCCGUGGCCGCUCACAGCCUCUACCGGCUCCGGGACACGCCUUUCGCUCCUGGCCGGCACGGCGGCGCGACGAACUGCAUCGCUGCACUCGCCGCAAUGUCAAGCCGAAGGUUACCCACAAUGGAGCUUCGACUCCUGGUCGACACAACCGCCUGGCUAGCGCGACUUGCAGACGCUCUGCAUGGUCACCCCCCCUUGCGGCGUGGCAUCGAGGCUUUGGCCAUCGCUGCAGCCGAGGAGCUGCCAGUUCGGAAGGCGGCGGGGUCCAUGGUCUCGGGCCGUGAUGUGGGCACCUUGUGCGGCGUGACGGUCUCGCUGUCCCUGCGGUCGGAGUCCUUUCUCACCUAUGUGCGAUACCUGAUUCGAAAAGACUGGGACAUGGUCUGGACGCCGAAGGCCCUCGUCGAAGCAGCCAAGUGCAUGGCCCACUUCCAGCAGGACGACCGCCGCGCCUGGCGAGCGCUCGCGUACCGCAUGGAGAGGGAGCUGCCGGUCAUGCUCCCAGGUGCCUUGACCGAAAUCGCCGAAACCUUCGCAGCAGCCUCCGUCACGAACGAGGUUACAUGGGGGUCGACGAGGAACUGCAACAUUCCCAGCGACCUCCGCCGGGAAUUGCAGUUCAUCGCUUCUGGCUACAUUGCCUCUGGCGAAUCUUUUUGGGAGCUUCAUCGACGACUGGCGGACCGCUAUGAGGCGGACUUGGCCAUGCUACGGAUGAUGCAGAAGGGGCGGCACAACUCCGGAGUCCUGGACGUGCCCUCCCCCGUUGGGCCCUCGCCACCUCAACAGCUGGUGUCCUCAGAAGACGGUCGAGGACCUGACAGCCCCAUAGCUCAUGGAGUCAAGGAAAAAGACCGAGUCAUGGCCUUUGCUCGAAGCCGCAGCCGAGUGGACAGCUCACCCAUGAGCCCGGUCGUGAGCCCUGCGUGGCCGGGAAGCGAAGUGGGCGCUGAGGAAGUGCGAGUGAGAAGCCGGGAUGAGAGCUCCGGCAUGUUGAUUGCCCCAGCCCCCGACGGCGAGCGUGGUGCCAGGAACAUGCCGAAGCAGCUGUCGCGUCAGAUCACGCGUAGAGCCAGCGGCCUCAACGUCCCAGAUCCCGGCGGGAGCGUAGCCUUGCUGUCGGUCGAUUCUGGCACAGCAUCCAGAUCUCUCCUGGAGCGAAAGCGUGCACAAGAGCAGGGGAUGAUAUCAAGGCAGGGCUCGAUGGCGGGCUCGAUGUCGAGCAACUUGGAAUACGUGCUGGAGCCGUAUGAGGCUUGGAAGGUGGAACUUCGCAAGGACUACCAGCUUUCGGAGAAGAGGAGACAAUCCAUGACGAACAUGGCCUUGGUAGCCGCGAAGACCUCGCAAUUGAAAGAGAACAGCGUCACGGUGGAGUCAAGGGGAUCCACACUGAAGCCGGAGGUGAAGACCAGGUCGGCGAUUCCACCAGGUGGGCAAUUUAAGACGGUCUGGAACAUGCUGAUUGCAUCGUGUGUUCUUCAUGACUUGAUUGUCAUUCCGCUCUACGUCUUCGAGUUUAAGGAGGUCCUCUUCCUGACAGUCUUGGAGUGGAUGACGCAGCUUUUUUGGACAGCGGAUCUCAUCACCAGCUCAAUGACAGGUUUCUAUGAGAAGGGAUCGUUGAUCCUGGACUUGAAACGGUCCUUCUUCCACUACAUGAAGACUUGGGGGCCCUUCGACCUUGCGUUGGUUACGGUAGGUUGGCUCUUCAUCUUCAUGGAGUUCGGCGACGACGAUCAGGCCUCAGGCGACCUGCUUGCCUGGUCCCGGACGCUUCGAGCGCUUCGCUUCCUUCGCUUUGUCCGUGUCCUGCGCUGGCUGAAACUCCGAGGAGUCGCAGAAGCUUUUCAGGAGAUGUUCCACUCAAAUGUCGCGUUCUUCUACUACAGCCUCAUCAUGGCUGGAAUGCGCCUGCUGAUCUUGAACCAUCUCCUGGCUUGCUGCUGGUACGGCAUCGCCCUGCUGGAGCAUCCCAACCCCAACUGGGUGGAGAACGCAGGUCUUUGGAACGCACCAGAUCUCGACAAAUAUCUCACCAGCCUCAACUGGUCCUGGGCGAUGCUGGGUGUAGGUUUGAGCAACAAUUUGGCCGCGAAUUCGAUCGAGGUCGCAUUUUCGGUUCUCGUGGCAUUCCGGUCUCUGAUGACCUACGCCACGCUGAUCAGCUCAAUUACCACUUUGUCCGGCGCGCUGAAUAAGAUAAAGGAGGACGAGAACUCGGAAUUCCGGCUCCUUCGUUCCUACCUGGCGCACAACGACAUUGACCAGGAGUUGAGCCAGAAGAUUACGAGGUUCUUGCAACACCAGUACCACCUGCGGCAGCAGGCGCGAUCAGCGCACCUUCGGGUUCCCCUGCUGGACCUGCUCUCCAACAGCCUCAAGGGCGAGCUGGACUUUGCCAGGCGAAACGAUGCCAUGCUGAAGCUAAGCUACUUGGACAACCUUCUUCCCACAGAGGACGUGCAGGUCAUGCAGACAAUGCAUAACUUAGCUACCGGAGCGAUGGAAGAUGUCGCGGCGGCCAGUGGGGAUUUUAUCUUCCUGGGCGGAAGCAAGGCAACUGCGGCUUACCUGAAGCUGAACGGAUCCCUGAACUACUUCUACGCUGACAGGAACGAAGAGGAAAAGCACCAGGAGGUGACGGAUGAAACGUGGAUCGCCGAGAUUUGCCUCUGGGCGUCCUGGGCGUAUCAGGGAGAUUUGGUGGCAGAGGACGUCUCCCGAUUGACUGUGCCGCUUGGUGGCCAGUAA
Symbiodinium sp. CCMP2592 is the source of this 3162-nucleotide messenger RNA. Lineage: Eukaryota; Dinophyceae; Suessiales; Symbiodiniaceae. The record is from the annotation of a GenBank genome assembly.